CCUCAGCCAAUGGAGAAACCAGCGCACGAGACACUUUAACCGCCUCUCCGGAGCGGACCAGUGCGCAAUCGUCCUCCCGUUCAUGCACACACACACACACACAAACACACACAUGGGAAAGUGAGGUUUUAUUUUCUUCCGGCUCUGAUUAUGGACUCUUUAUUUCUGUCUUGAUGUUUUGAGCAGGAAAAUGCUGCUUGCACGGACGGCUGGAUUCUGCGUCUUGAAGAUGAAAGUCACAAAGUGAAUGUUGCAGCGACAGUUUAUCCGAUGAUUGAGUCCGGCACUGCGACCAUGUUGGACCGAACUGAGCCGGCGCACUGCACCGUGUGUUGCUGUACGCUGGCCAACAAAAUCCUCAUGGUGCUCUUCAUGGUGCUGUUGAUAUUCGCCAUCUUGUUUGGGAACUUGGUGACUCUGGCUGUGGUUCUCAGGACGAAACACUUCCACACGCCGCAGGGUUACCUGAAGGCUUCCCUGGCUGUGGCUGACCUGGCUGUGGGGAUUUUCGUGGUGCCGCUCUCCGUCUACGCCGAGGUCUACCUCAUGGUGGCCGACUCGGCACCGGAGUGGACGUCCUACAACUCGCAGUUAGUGAGUUUCCACCCGUGCAACGUCAUCGGCCCCAUCUUUGCCGGGUGCACCUUGGUCUCCAUCACGACCAUUUUCCUGCUGACGAUCGAGAGGAGCAUCGCUGUGUUGCGCCCGCUGCACAAGGACUCUGUGAUUACACGGAAAAGGACCACGAACCUCAUCGUCCUCUCCUGGGUCGGGAGCUUCUUCCUGGCGGUGUCGCCGAUGAUUUUCAGCAGCGAGAUCGCUCUGGAGUACAACCCCUGCAGCCGGAUGUGUAAUUACGCGCUGGGGACCAUUGGCGAGUUCCCCAGCCAAGCCUGGAACAUCCUCCUCCUCUUCCCCAUGUUUGACUUCACCCUCCUCGGGGGAACGGUGGUCAUUAACAUCAUCUCUCUGUCCAGCAUCAGGCAGCACUCGAGGCGCAGGAAACAUCUGGCCGAGAGCGAGCGCCAAAGCAGCAGCAAACCUACGUUUUCUGACAUCAAAGCAGCCAAAACAAUUGGGACGCUGACUUUGGCGUUUACCGCCUCAUUCACCCCUAUCGCCGUCUUCGUGGUCGGGAACGUUUUGGGGAAUAAAUGGUGCAACUUUUCCUUUUUCGCCUUCUGGAUUUUGGCCACCAACAGUUGCUGGAAUGUCAUCAUUUACAGUGUGAGGGAUCAGAAGUUCAGACUUUGCGCACACAAGCUCCUCAUGCCUUUCCAGAGAAAAAACUCAACCAAAGUCUAAAAAGCUUCCGGGACCAAAGACUCGAGUUGAGGACUGCAUCAUUUGGAUGUUUUGUUUGUCACAGAAACUCUUUGUUCAACACACAUUGUGAGUCUCGUUAAGAGACGUGUCUGCAUGUU
Messenger RNA from Perca fluviatilis (European perch), 1424 nucleotides. RefSeq names its product 5-hydroxytryptamine receptor 1B. Gene Ontology annotation, molecular function: neurotransmitter receptor activity; G protein-coupled serotonin receptor activity. The transcript is spliced from 2 exons. NCBI's taxonomy places the organism in Eukaryota, Metazoa, Chordata, Actinopteri, Perciformes, Percidae. Gene Ontology annotation, cellular component: dendrite; membrane. Gene Ontology annotation, biological process: G protein-coupled receptor signaling pathway, coupled to cyclic nucleotide second messenger; chemical synaptic transmission. The record is from RefSeq and is a predicted model, not a curated record. Bases 271 to 1305 code for a protein of 344 amino acids.